Daldinia vernicosa is the source of this 1148-nucleotide messenger RNA. RefSeq lists its product as uncharacterized. Gene Ontology annotation, cellular component: nucleus; cytoplasm. NCBI's taxonomy places the organism in Eukaryota, Fungi, Ascomycota, Sordariomycetes, Xylariales, Hypoxylaceae. The transcript is spliced from 3 exons. The record is from RefSeq and is a predicted model, not a curated record. The coding region runs from base 191 to 913 and encodes 240 amino acids.
GUCCUUUUAGCUAUGGCCCAAGCUCCCACCUCCAGCCUCAGUGGAGUAUUCCAGGGGUUCAGCCCCAACCCCAACGUCAUCAUAGGAGAUCUGAUAGGAUCGCUGAUAGGAUUUAUGUAUAACUUUUUGACCCCUCCAUCGUCGAACUACUUCACGCGACAAGAUAUCCCCAACGCUCACCACCGACGCGAUGGAUCAGAUAUCUCUUAAUCAUGAGGCCUCUGCCGGCGACACGCACAAGCAAUUGGUUACGUCGCUUCCCCCGGAAGUCGUCCAGUGCCUCGAAAAUGCCCGCUUUCUUCAUCUGGCAACAUGCAUUGAUAACCAACCGCACGUGUCGCUGAUGAAUUACACUUAUAUCCCUUCUUCACAAUACUCCUCUGCACCGGUUAUCGUCAUGACCACAAAUCCAUCGUCCAAGAAGACCAAUAACCUCGUGGUCAACCCUAACGUUUCCUUACUAGUUCACGACUGGGUCUCACAUAGACCGCCAACCCAAGGUCGGCGGAUGUCCGGCGGCUCUCCCGGACCCGAGAGUAGAUCGAGCCUAGCAUCGCUUCUGCUAAACCUCAACACGAGCGCUAUAUCUAGCAUCAGCGCGACUAUCAAUGGGACGGCCGAACUCGUAUCCCGUGGCUCGACCGAAGAGGAAUUUUAUCGUAGUCAGCACCUCGAGAACAACACCUUCGACUCCGAGGGCGGCGUCGCGUUCAAUGCCGUGGCUGGGCUGACGCCGGGCGGCCAGGAAGAUGGUGGCCGCGAGUGCUUCGUUGCGGGCGAAGAGGUGCGCGUUAUACUGGUGCAUAUCAAUGAUAUAAGGACUAGUGACUGGAAGGGUAGCGUCAAGGAUUGGGUUUUGGUUCCAGAUACGAACCCGGCGCCGACUGCGAAUGGUGGGGGUGCUGGUCUGUGAGUAGGCGGAGUUGAGCUGCUUUAAAAGGAGGCGACACUAUAGUGUCCCUUCGGUUUGGCGCAUUUGGUGCGUACUUUGAGAGGCAGGGGGGUUUUCACCCCUACUAUACCAGUGUUCUAUGUAUGAUAACAUCGGGAUGGUUUGUCUUACGGUACCUAGUUUACAUGGGUUAAAACCCGAAUAUUUUUUUUGGCCAAAAUUUAACGGAGAAUAUAAUAAAAGAAGUAGUUAACCC